Messenger RNA from Plodia interpunctella (Indianmeal moth), 3106 nucleotides. Its product is annotated as alpha-1,3-mannosyl-glycoprotein 4-beta-N-acetylglucosaminyltransferase A-like. Bases 158 to 1825 code for a protein of 555 amino acids. The record is from RefSeq and is a predicted model, not a curated record. NCBI's taxonomy places the organism in Eukaryota, Metazoa, Arthropoda, Insecta, Lepidoptera, Pyralidae. Gene Ontology annotation, biological process: protein N-linked glycosylation. The transcript is spliced from 12 exons. Gene Ontology annotation, molecular function: acetylglucosaminyltransferase activity. Gene Ontology annotation, cellular component: endoplasmic reticulum-Golgi intermediate compartment; Golgi stack; endoplasmic reticulum.
AGUCUUGGCAAUUGGACCCUCGCGAUCUGGCGUCUGCAACGCGAGAAAGCGAACUGUCAAAAUAACCUAACAUUCGGGACAUGGAUUUUUUGAAAAAAGAACAUAAAUAAACCAAUCUUAUUGGCCAGUGAUGUGCGUUGCUAGCUAUGUGAUUUAAAUGUGCAUUAUUUGGGGAAUAGGGCGCAACAUGACCCGUGGGGCGUUCACUCCGCGGAAGCGAGUAGUCUACCUUCUCAUCCUGACAUUCACCAUCUUCUCCCUGCUCAUCUACACAAUGUCUGGAGGAAAUAUACAGAAGGAAGAGAAGAUCGAGCAGAAGAUUCUGGAUAUGCAGGCGAGAUUGCAGUUCCUGGAGUCCCUCUACCGCUCCCGGCAACACGAUGUUCUUACCAUGCAGACCAAAUUACUGGGCGAGCAUAAACACCUGACUUCCAUCGCUGCAGUCGACAGGACCUCCACCAGCCUGUCACCAGAAAUGCAGUCGCUACUGAAGAAUAUCACAGGUUCGAGGGCGGCGGCUGGUCUACGUAACAAGCAGACGCUGUCUCUGUCCUCGGUGUUCAUGCCUCAGCUGCUGCCCCAUCUCCUGGACGACCCCUACAGCCUCACGCCGGCCUACCACAUGAAAUCAGACAAGAAGACCUUUGCUGACGUCGUCAUCGGGAUACCAACAGUGAAGAGGGACAAGGAAAGCUACCUAUUAAUUACACUUACGCAUCUCAUCGAAGGACUAUCUGAAGAUGACACUAAUACCACCCUCAUCGUGGUGAUGGUGGGCGAAACCGACCUAGAAUACGUGAUCACCACCGCCAGGCAAAUCGAAACAUUGUUCCCAAAGCAAGUGGAAACUGGAGUCAUAGAACUGAUCUCUCCACCUGCGUCCUACUACCCGGACUUCGACUCUUUACCACUGACUUUAGGAGAUUCCAAGAAGCGAGUCAAAUGGCGAACGAAGCAAAACCUGGACACCAUUUUUCUGAUGGCCUACGCUCAGAGCAGCGGCACAUUCUAUCUCAUGUUGGAAGAUGACGUGGUGGCUAAGAACGACUACAUGCAGGACAUCAAGUUCUUCACUGCGCAGACGACACGCAGCAACCCCGACUGGUUCUUCAUCGAGUACUGCCAGAUCGGCGGGAUCGGCAAGCUGUUCCGUUCUGCAGACCUCGUCCGCUUCAUCACCUACGUGCAGCUAUUCUACAACAACCUCCCCAUCGACUGGUUGCUCGAAAGCUAUCUCGCUGAUAAAGUCUGCACCAUUGAUAAGACCUCCAAAGCGUGCGGCAAGAACAAGGAAAUGAUUCGACCCAAAUACAAGACUUCGCUGUUUCAGCACAUCGGACUUUAUUCCUCUCUCAAGGGCAAAAUGCAGAAAAUCAAAGACUCCCACUUCGGCACCGUACCAACAUAUUAUCCCCACUCCAACCCGCCUCUGGACAGUGUAAAGACCACCGUGCAAGAACACUCGGAGCACACGCUUCAAAGGGCAUACGAAGGCAAUACUUACUUCUGGGGGAUCAAACCGAAGAAGGGCAACACUAUGGAAUUCUAUUUCGCCAAGCCUACGGUUAUAGAAAGAUACACUUUCCGGAGCGGCAACGUGGAGCAUGUGUCAGACAAAAUCAAGGACUGCGCGGUGGAGGUGAUGGCGGUAAACGGCACGUUCACUCAGAUCGAUGCAUUUGACGAGUUCGGCAUGGCGGACGGCAGGGUGCCCAAGGAGAUCGGACCUUUGGCGGCGAUGCGACUAAGAUUCUUGAGCGAUAGCGCCUUCUGGGUCAUCCUUAGCGAGAUCGAGCUGCACCCGCCCGAGCCAGAUGCUAGUUGACGAAUGAAAAAGAAGCCUUGGGAAAUGCUGAUCAAGAAAUUGAAGCGACAGUAACCACCUGCCACGACAGACCCUCCACCGUCCUCAAUAGGGAAUAUAAAUCAACAACUUUUAUUUUAUUUGGCUCGAUUCGGUUGGCAAAAUCUUGGCCAAGCUGAAUUAGUAUCAUUUUGACAUUCUCAUUUUAGAUCGGAUCAAAUAAAAAUACAUUGAAUUCGUCAUCAUUACCUACCGCCCAACGUUGGCUGGUGAGGCAGUCAACAUCCUCAUCUUCGAUCUUUUCGUAAUAACCAGUUCUGGACUCGACCAGAUUGUGUUAAGACCACUAAGUUAGCCCAGACGCCGUCACACUAAACAUUUGUGACGUUCCACAUACAUUCCACACACACAAAAUGUACCUUAUGGAGGGAAGUUGCUUAAAACGUUUCAUUUGCUCAUUUUUUAUUAUAAAUGCGCAUAAAUACAUCGUAACGUCACAUUUAUUUUAAAGAAAAACAUGUUCAAAAUUGACCAAAACGGUUCUUUUUCAGUUUUCGGCUAGUCUGAUAAUACUUUUACUAUCCAGACCGUUAUCAAAUUUAUCUAGAUGUAUUGGCAUCAACGUACAUUUAUCUAUUCCCGUCAUUAUAUUUCGAUGUAUUCGAUGCAUAUGUAUUGUGGUUUAAUUUAUGUUAUAAUGCGUUUUAGAGGAUUAUGUUAUCAAUUGUCUCAUACAAAAAUACCUUACAUUAAUGAUCCCUAUUGACAUUGUCUGGCUCGCAGCAACAUAUAUAUUUACCAGAACAUCACAAGUUAGUCCCAUGGAGGCCCGAAGUUAAUUGUUUAGCUAGUUACCAAGUUUAAGCACAACAUUUGAUGUAGAGAAGUGCUGUAGUUAGUAGCCACAGGUUUUGAUAUGCCAUAUAUAAUGAAGUAGCACCUUAUACCUUUAACAAUGAAGGAAUUUUUAGUCCAAUCGUUUGUAAUGUAUACACAUAUAUUUGCCAAUUAAUCUAGCAAUUGGGUUGAAUAUUAUGAAAUUUAAAUUAAUAAAUCAUAGAUUAUAAUUCGAUUUUAGCCGCGCUUUAGCUGUAUAGUGCUCGUGACGUAAUGUAAAUUACGACUGUAAAUCUGCAGGACAGCACAGAUUUGAGACUUGAUUUCUUGAUGCUAAUACUUAACAUAUGAAACUGCCGACUUAGUAUUGACUCAAUACGUGUCACAAUAAUCAGGGAUGUUAUAGACAAUACCUACUCACUCCAGACAUUUAAUCCAUAUAAAAUCAUAUCAAAAAACUAAAAA